Messenger RNA from Anopheles merus, 4871 nucleotides. Its product is annotated as FMRFamide receptor-like. Gene Ontology annotation, molecular function: G protein-coupled receptor activity. The transcript has 3 exons. Gene Ontology annotation, biological process: G protein-coupled receptor signaling pathway. Gene Ontology annotation, cellular component: membrane. The record is from RefSeq and is a predicted model, not a curated record. Bases 549 to 2030 code for a protein of 493 amino acids. Lineage: Eukaryota; Metazoa; Arthropoda; Insecta; Diptera; Culicidae.
CGCCACACUCCCCAACAGCGCCCAAUCAGCUAUUAAGAAAUGAAAAUACGAACCACCCGAACCGAAACGACGGCAACGAACAGGUUUUGAAACCCUGGUUCGCAUUCGAUUCAUCUUCGCCUCGUAGGCUUGCAGACACCCAGCCGCACCCAGUGCAAUUCGUAGCGCACCACCGCCGUCAUGAGGUGGACAGCGAACAGAUUGCCACUGGAAGGGCUCUGCUGGUGGUUGGACCUGUGCUUCACCGCGGUUGCACGGACACAGUGAAAUUGUGUGUUUGUGUUUGUGCGUGUUUUUACCAUACUCAAACAGCCAGUGAAAAGAGCAUCAAAAAAAAGGAGAAGGAGAAAAGCAAGGUGUACCAUCGGUCGCAUCGAACGUCCGCGGUAUGGAACGAACUGUGUCGAGCCGCCUAGUGACAGAGUUCUCUCGAAACGCACAGUGUAGAAACUAUUAGAAACCGUACUUGGUGCAGUGAACAGUAACGAAACGAAAAAAAAAUACACGCAAGCGUCAAUGCACGCGGCAUCGCACACGGAGCGCUCACAAUGAACGCGUCGAGCCUGGACUAUGAGGUGCGGCACCUACUGCUUGGCAAUGGGAGCAGCAGCAGCAGCAGCAGCGGCGGCGUCGGCAGCGGCAUUGGCGGCACCGGCCCCGGCAGCCCGGGCGAGGAGUCCGCGCUGGUCGGCAACCUGACCGCGCGGAUGGUCGGCGCCACGAACGAGAGCGUGCUGACGGUCGUGUCCUGCUACGACGACUACCUGCCCAACGAGCUGCUGGUGGAGUUCGAGUUCUGGAUCAGCGGUGUGGUGAUGAACAUCGUCGCGCUGAUCGGCAUCCUCGGGAACAUCUUCUCGAUGGUCAUCCUGUCCCGGCCGCAGAUGCGCUCCAGCAUCAACUACCUGCUGAUCGGGCUGGCCCGCUGUGAUACGGUGCUGAUCCUUACCUCCGUGCUGAUCUUCGGCCUGUGCGCGAUCUACCCGCACACCGGCUACCUGUACUACUAUCACUAUCAGAUCUUUCCGAAGAUUUCGCUCGUCGUCUACCCGCUGGCGAUGAUCGCCCAGACGGCGAGCGUCUACCUGACGCUCACGGUCACGCUCGAGCGGUACGUGGCCGUCUGCCAUCCGCUGCGGGCGCGCGCCCUCUGCACGUACGGCCGGGCCCGGCUGUACGUGGUGGGCAUACUGGUCUUCUCGAUCCUGUACAAUCUGCCCCGGUUCUGGGAGGUGACGCUGAUCUCCUCCACCCACCCGGACACCGGGCUGACGAUCUACUGCGUCAAAGCGUCGGACAUGCGCACGAACGAGACGUACAUCAAGGUGUACAUCCACUGGCUGUACAUGAUCUUCGUCUACUUCCUGCCGUUCAGCCUGAUCUCGUUCUUCAACCUGAUGAUCUACCGGCAGGUGCGCCGGGCGAACAAGGAGCGCCAGCGGCUGUCCCGGUCGGAGAAGCGCGAGAUCGGUCUCGCGACCAUGCUGAUCUGCGUGGUGAUCGUCUUUCUGCUCUGCAACCUGCCCGCCAUGAUGAUCAACAUCGUCGAGGCGUUCUACAGCGUGAUCAUCGAGUACAUGGUGAAGGUGUCGAACCUGCUCGUCACGAUCAACUCGAGCGUCAACUUCUUCAUCUACGUCAUCUUUGGCGAGAAGUUCAAGCGCAUCUUUCUGCUGCUUUUUUGCAAACCCCGCGGCCGCCAGUCACCGGACGACGGUCUUAUACACGACGACAGCUCCUUCUCGAACGGAGACGCCAGCAACCGCAACUCGGGCCGGUUUCAGCGCGUCGGCACCACGCGCAGCACCUCGACCAAGCUGAGCAACUGUAGCAUGCGCACGAUCCGCACGACGGUCCGCAGCACCCGGGCCCCGUCGCCCGGCCCGAUCGUCUACUACCCGGCGCGGGAAACGCUGCCCCGGCUCGCCCAGCCGCCGACGAUCACGCGCAGCAGCUCGAUGUUUCCGGACUGGGGCGCGCGGGAGAACGGCACGAACGGGGGCAUCAUGAUGGCAUCGUCCGGGUUCUAGUUUGCCGGGCAUGCGGGCGCCACCACACCAGCACUGAGGUUUCGAGCUUUAAUCUGUAGCCGUACGCCUAGCGAGGAGCCAGCCCCGCCGCGGGGAAAGCGGCCCCGUUUGAUGGGAAGAAGCUUUUUUACGUAUUUGUAUUUUUUUUGUGUCUUAUUCGUCCCAAACAGAUAGAAGCAGCGGUGUUUGAGCGAAAGGAUAGACAUACAGUCUUUUGAGUCAUCAAUUGCGAACAACCCCAGAACGUGAUGAAAUAUCCGCCCCAAAGUGGCGAAAGUCGCACUGACAAUUUUAACGCAACCGGCACGAGCUACCGGUACACGUUUGCGGGAAAGGCAAAAGAGUGAACAAAACGAAUGAUAAUUAGUACACCUCAAUUUCCCUUGCCUUUGCUAUCCACCCGGGAGCACUCGUGCUUGGGAGCACUCCAUAAUGCGCGUGCACAGCAUUUUCACACUGCUCGUCUCAUUUUUCAACCCUUGAUACCGCGUUCCACUUCAGCGCCUUUUCGCGCGUAGCUUAAUUGUGAUUAAUGAGGCGCACGUCCUGCAAUCGUGGCACAUCCUCCUGACACCCGGACGAACGGUACUAAUCGAACUUGGAGGGUUUGGGUUUGGAAUGAGGGUUUUUCUUUACAAUGGAAGCUAUUCAACGGUGGUGGAAUGAUCACUGUUGAAAGUUGUUUCCAACGAGCAGUCCAGCGUGAGCUGAUGCUGACAAACGGUGAUUAUUUGAUAGAUAAACUUUGGCACAGUUUCACGGAAGCGGAAACGAAGUGCGUUUGGUGUUGAAUUUUGCAGUUUGCUUGAAAAGAUUGGAUGAUCCUUCUACUAUGAGUGAAAAAAAUGGGUGAAUCGUUCGUUCGGGCAACUUUAUUACUAGAGGUUCUAUUUUCUUUUGCUUUUUGCAACGAUUUCAAAUUGGAAUUUAUCUAAAAAGUACCGGUUUUUUGGUAGGUCAAAUUCGCAAAAAGCCGACUCGAAGUCAAGAUCCAGUCCAGCUGUAUGCCAGUAGCCAAUGAGAUGUUUUAUCUGCUCAUCAAUUCGCAAUUUGUUUGCGUAGUUCAAAUUACUCCUGGACGUUCCCGUUCGCUUGUUACGCUUUCUUCCUGCAGCAGCAGCAGCAGGAAAUGGACGAUUUGUUAUCCAUCCCUUCGAGUCUCACUUCCCAGUCAAAAAGAAAAUACCGAUUUCAUCACCACCACCAAACGUCUUUCUAAUUGCCGUUCUAAAUUACUUUUUUACAUAAACAUAAAGGGGAUAGAAUGGAACGUUGCUCCAGCUCCAGCCAAUGUUUGGUCUAUAUCAAAUCUCACACGAAAGCCGGAAAACGAAAAAGUCUGUUCGACAUUCAACGAACCAUUCUUUGGCUUUGCUCUUGAUUCGCUCGAUUGUUCCACGUGAUGGGGGGGGGGGGGGGGAGAAGCAAAACUUUUAAUCCUCCAUCAACCACCAAAUGCGAUCCCCGUGGGAGAUAUCUCCAACGGAGCUGCAACAUCCAACGACCAUCUCUCUUCCGGUUGCUUUCAACUCUCAACAUGCUGAGGCCCUGCGAUUUUUAUCUUGUCCUUUUCCACCCCGCAAAGGAUGGGGGCUGCGUGUCGUGCUGUGAAUGAGAUUGUUUCUUUUUUGUUUGUGUUUUUAAUUUCGCUUCGUGUUAUUCAUUUUGUUUGCUUCGUCGGCACGGAGCUGAGCAAUCUUGACUUGUCUGAACGCCGUUUGGCGUUUGGUUCGGAAUUUAAUCUAACCAAGCGAACGGUGGGGAACAAUUUGUCACCGACCAUUGGCAGUUGCGGUAGGGAUACUCUUGAAGUGUUCGCUUGGAAGUAAAAAUGAGAUUAUUAAUUUUGAUUUUUUUUUUUUCAUUUUGCGAAUAAGUGUUGUGAGCUAAGAAUGGGACGAAUAUUUCGAGUGAUUAUGCUUAGUUGAUGCUUUAUAGUGCGCAAAAACGAUCAAGUUUCCUGUUUAUGCUUGCGAAUUGAUUUCACUGCACCACACUUGCAAUCGUUCCGAUAGGAAAAGUGUGCCAGAACCGCUAGCUAGAGCUAUUCAAAUCCCUGAGCACUGCUGCUCCAAUGCAUUAGUGGCGCCAAUAUGAUCGAUUGCGUAGCGCAUAGGUAGGUUGCAUUUGUUUCCGUUUAGUUUUGUAGUAUGUUAAUAUCUACCUCAUUAGUUUACUGUAGCUCCAGCAAACUGUAUCAGCCCGCAUUGCGUGCAAACGGUAUCACAUAUAAGUUAGUGGUAGGAUGAGAUUGUUUUCACUUUGUUCACCCAAAACUUCCCCCUCUCCCCCGGUUUGGUUGCCAUUUGUGUCCGUGAUAUGUGCAAACCCUGCAAACCCACUUUAGCACACUUGCUUUAAACUGCAAACCUUCAACUAUGCAGCUGUGCGAUGCUGCGAAGCAAAUUUUGUGGCGGUUCCGUGGGGUAAAAUGCGAAAAGUGAUAGGAGAAAAGGAAAUCACUAGAAAUCAAACGCCUGAGCAGAUAAAACACACACACACACACACACACACACACACACACACACACACAAUCACACACCCAAACACAAACAGACACUUUUCAAAUUCGAAAAUAUGAAAACUAUUCAAUUAGCAAAGUGUGGUGGAAAAAAAUGGUUACUAUCGUGUAGUGGAAAUGUAUCCAUUGCAGUGGAUAGUUUCUAUUACUGUAAAUAUUGUUGACCCUAUUGUACAUACACAGUUCCUUUCUUCGCCCGGAGAGGCAAACAGUGAAAGAGUAGCAGCGAACCGCGAAAAGGUAAAGAUCUUUUAGAAAGGAUAAUUAGAAAAUCAUCCCCCCACCCCCAGGUACAGUUGUUGAUAAGUAGCUUAAGAAAA